ACAUCUAUCCCAAACUAAAAAUUCCCUCCUUCCCUCGUUUUCUGCUCUCUUCUUCCCUUAACCCCCACUUUGCAUCAAAAACCCUCCACUUUCUAUCUUUCGCCCUCUAAACCCCCCUCUCCACCUUCUCUCCCUAACUUCUCAGAUCUCCAUUUACUUUAUCCAAUCGGAUUCUCUGUUUCUCUCUCCCCGCUGAUUAUUUUUUCUCCAUUGCCAUGUCCGGCAGCGCUAGAGCAUCCACCCGCCCGCCCGCCACGGCGGCCUCGUCUCCUCCACAGGGACCGAUCCUGCCGCCUCUUAGACGGCAUCUUGCUUUUGCCACAAUGAAGCCGCCGUUUGUUCCUCCUGAUGAUUACCAUCGGUUUAGUUCUCCAAGUAAAAAUAAAGCCGCCGAUCGGGAAGUUGAGGGUAUUGUCGUGAGGUCUCCUCCUUUAAAACGAAAGGGCAGCUCGGGUGAAAACCGUGGCGAUUCUAGUGAAUGGGCAAGUAGUGAUGUAUCUAAUAGUCCUUUCCAAACACCAGUGUCUGCAAAAGGGGGAAGGAUAUACAACAGAUCAAAGGCCUCAAAGGGCAAUAGAUCAGGGCCUCAGACCCCAGUGUCAAAAAUUGAUUCUCCCUCUCCUCUUACACCAGCUGGAAGCUGCCGUUAUGACAGUUCCCUAGGUCUUUUGACAAAGAAAUUUGUCAAUCUAAUUAAGCAUGCUGAAGAUGGUAUGCUUGACCUAAACAAGGCUGCAGAAACUUUGGAGGUGCAGAAGAGGCGGAUAUAUGACAUUACAAAUGUCUUGGAAGGAAUUGGUCUCAUUGAAAAGAAGCUCAAAAAUAGGAUACGUUGGAAGGGAGUUGAUGCUUCAAGACCAGGAGAGCCAGAUGGAGAUGCCUCUUUAUUGCAGGCAGAGAUUGAAAAGCUUUCGAUGGAAGAGCGUGGACUAGAUGACCAAAUAAGAGAAAUGCAAGAAAGACUCAAAGGCUUUAGUGAAGAUGAAAUCAGUCAAAAGUGGCUUUUUGUGACUGAAGAAGACAUUAAGAACAUACCUUGUUUUCAGAAUGAAACACUCAUAGCAAUUAAAGCUCCCCAUGGAACUACCCUGGAAGUCCCUGAUCCAGACGAGGCUGUUGAAUAUCCACAGAGGAGAUACAGGAUAAUUCUUAGAAGCACAAUGGGUCCAAUUGAUGUUUACCUUGUAAGUCAAUUUGAGGAGAACUUUGAGGAGAUGAACGGUGAGCCAUCUACUAGUUUCCCACAUGCUUCUAGUUCUGGAUCUAAUGAAAUCCCAGCAAGAGAGAUCAUAAAUGAGCAGAGAAUGAUGAAAAGGUUUGAGCCUCAGGUGCACCAACAAGUACACAGUUCAUUUCUUGACCUUGAUGCUUCACAAGAUCUGGCUGGGGGAAUGAUGAAGAUUGUUCCUUCCGAUGUUAAUAAUGAUGCAGAUUACUGGCUUCUUUCAGAUGCUGAUGUUAGCAUUACAGACAUGUGGAGGACAGAUACGAAUGUUGAAUGGAGUGAGGACAUGCUUUCUGCUGACUUUGGAAUCCCUGACGUCCAUACUCCUAGGGCACAAACCCCACCAUCGGGAAUAGCUGAAGUGCCAUCUGGUGGAAACUCUACUCAGAGAAAUCUCCUAUGCCAAUUAUUUUCUGCUUAAAACGCCAAUGCGUUGCGUUGCCUGUGGAGUGGAAAUUGGAGCAGCAUAUGGAAGAAGCUGACAGAUGGUAAGCUGGGACUUAGUCCUAUACAUUUGACUAGAGUUGCAUUUAUUUGACCACAGUGGUCCAUCUGCAAAUAAAAUAAAAGCCACCAAAACAAAAAAGAAAAAGGAAAAAGAAACAGGAAUUCAAUACCGAGUGGGAUGGUGGAAUGGGAAUUUGAUACUGAGGGGGAUAGAAUAGGCAGUCGAAUUAUUAUAGGUUCAGAAACAUGAAGUCCCUAUUGUGUGCAUUUGGUAUUUGAAUGCAACAAAGUCUAAUCUGCUGUAAGAAUGGUGCACAGUAUAAUUUCAAGGUAGAAAUACCCGCCACCAGAAUUGAUUCAAUUGUAUCUUUUCAUAAAUCUUUUUUUUUUAGUUCUAAUUUUUAAUUUUAAUGGGUUGAAUCAACUGGUUUGGUUCAUUUGGUUCA
This is a messenger RNA of Jatropha curcas, 2118 nucleotides long. RefSeq names its product E2F transcription factor 3 (gene E2F3). Gene Ontology annotation, molecular function: protein dimerization activity; DNA-binding transcription factor activity, RNA polymerase II-specific; RNA polymerase II cis-regulatory region sequence-specific DNA binding. Gene Ontology annotation, cellular component: RNA polymerase II transcription regulator complex. The record is from RefSeq and is a predicted model, not a curated record. Lineage: Eukaryota; Viridiplantae; Streptophyta; Magnoliopsida; Malpighiales; Euphorbiaceae. Gene Ontology annotation, biological process: regulation of transcription by RNA polymerase II.